Messenger RNA from Moesziomyces antarcticus, 3822 nucleotides. RefSeq lists its product as uncharacterized. The transcript is spliced from 5 exons. Bases 1 to 3822 code for a protein of 1273 amino acids. The record is from RefSeq and is a predicted model, not a curated record. Lineage: Eukaryota; Fungi; Basidiomycota; Ustilaginomycetes; Ustilaginales; Ustilaginaceae.
AUGGGCGUCGAGGUGCGGCGACCCAUAGAACGAGCCAUGUCACUCUGCAAGCACCGUCGCAACGCAGUGUACCGCCUUACCGUUGCAUCUUCGCCCUGCACCUCCCCAUCGCCCGCUCCCGAUGCAAUGGCGAUCCAGCGCAUCGGCUGCAUGCACCUCCCAUGGCUCUAUAUGCACGUCGGCGUAAAGAGCCGCAGAGACUCUCCCCCUCCUUCCAUCGCGAGUCGAACGAGUGACAGGUCGACCGACAACAACGACCACCAGGCUCGCGUGGCUUUCGAGAGCAACACCGACCCCUUGCCCAUCCAGUCCAAUGGUCCGGGCUAUAUCAUCUUGGCCCUCGCCGUACCCGGCAUCCCCAUCCUCUCCCUCCCCCCUUACCCCCUUAUCCCCUUCAGCUCUGUUCCGCCCUCGGCUAUCGCAUGCCACGUUCUGCGCCCGAGAAAGAAUACGACGCCGCCCGCCCCCGAUCGUCCCGAAGGCGUGCACGCCUCUACGCCCGACUUCGCUUCCGUGCGCCUGCCACACAUCCGAGCCACGCCCAAGCUGCACACCGAAGCCAAGCAUACUUUCAGCCUGCACAGGACACCACCUAUCCAGACCACGCUCGGAAUGAUGCGACCCUACCGUGUAUCCCCCAAAAGCUCACCAGCUUCCAGCGCCGGCUUCUCGUCGCCUGCACUUCCCGAGCUCAGCCUCGAUGCCUCGCUACAGCGACUGCACCAAGACGAAGAACUCUCUUCGGCGUCGAAAUCGUCCCUCGCCCGCUCCCAAGCGUGGCUCCACGCCCACAGCUUUGAACAAGAUUCGGAGCGCUCAUCUUCUCCAGAAACGUUCCAUCGUUCACAUCCGUCCCUAGACUCGCUGGGCUCGAGCUCAGUCUACCGUUUCCCCAAAGUCACAUCGGAUGCCCGACCACCAUCGCAGUCGCACGAUGCUCAGCCACAAGAACCGGCGCUCCCGGCUCGUCCAAGGACAAGCAGAGGCCUUUCGGAACCAAAGCCGUUUCUCUCCUCGUCGUCCCGCACCACCUCCAUCGCUUCCAUCGCCGAAAUCGUUUCCGAACCAGCACAGCAGGUGCCGCACCCGACGAUCUCGUUCGGCACGCCCUUUGCAGAUCAUGCCUUUGAGCAUCGAUUCCACGAUCCGGACAACGAGCUCGCAGGUCAGCCAGGAGCGUCACGGUCCAGCAGCUCUUCUCCGGAACGUGUUAACGCAUCCUUUCGGGCAACCCACACCACCAGACUGGAGAUCGCGGGCGAGAUACACGAUCUCGAAGCGUCGACAGACGUGCCUGCCUCAGCCGCUUCCUCGCAAUGGACGAUUCUUUUCGCACCAACCUCAAAGGACGGCUCUUCCUCAACGCCAAUGAGCGAAGCAACAUUUCUCUUACCUCUGCUCGAGUCCAUGGAAGACCAAGCCAAGCUGCUCAAACACCAUCUCAGCAAACAGCCUGCGUCAGGCACGCACGGCAACCCAAACAGCGGAUACGCGAGAGACAGCUCGGUGAACUGUUUCCUCGACCUCAGCGCGGUCUCGACCCUCGAUCCCAUCCUCGCUCAGCUGACCCCACAGAGCUGGCCCAUCGUCUUUAGGCAAUAUCUCUUCGUCGAUUCCGUGGCUGGUCAACGCGAGUCAGUACCAAACGGGGGGAAUAAGGCUGCGCCGCUUCCUUUACUUGCGCGCGAGACGGGGCUACCCAUCGUCGCCUUGGUUCGGUACACUCUUCUUCCCGCAACCACGCCUUCACCUCUGACCAAGCAAAACCUUCGCGACGCUCAGACUGUGCCACCGGCUGCCUCGAAGCGCACACUUCUGGAUAAGCCCGGUGCCGAGGCGUCCGACAGUCGAAGCUGGACUCGGCGCGAGUCGGAGAUGACCGUGUCGCUUGCGAACGCUGGCACUGCUGCAAGAUCCACCGGGAUGGCUGCUAGCCGAAGCUACCCAGGACACCCAAGAACACCUGUUCGCAAGAGUCCACUACCCUACUCACCGCGCGCGAUGCUCUUUCCCACCGACAGACCUUCGCUUGGCGCAGCGAUGAUGCCACGAGACUUUGCCUCCAACAACAUCACCCAUCGCGGGUAUGCCCGACUCGGAUCGGCGGAGAACAAGCUGCGCUCACUAUCGCUUGCUGCUGCUCAUCCCCUUGUCACUGAGGGUGAGGCAAUGCAGAUGCAGUAUGCGGAUCCUCAAAGUCCCAAGAGCAAGGGCAAACCAAGCGGUCUUACAGGCGCCCAAGACCAGCAAGAAAGUGUAGCUCUAGACUCGCAGCAGCACACGCGGUGUUUGGGCCGGGGUGAUCCGCAGUCAUCUCGCGGGUCGAGUCACAAGAGCUACCCUUCGCACGGCACGUCGUUGUCCACGCACUCGACGCGGUCCACGAGCCUCUACAGCAUCCCCAGCCACAACCACCCCGCAGAUGCUGACGAUUCGGAUACGGACUCGGACGAUCUCGAAGUGGGGCGACACUUCUGGACUCAGCUUUCGAAUCUUGGCGAGCAGAUUACGCGCGAAAAGGACCCAGAUCGACCACAAACCGGGUUCAGCAGUGGACGCAACGUUUCGAUCUCGUCGGAAGCAUCGUCGGUGUUCGAUUUCAGUCCUCUGGGAAUCCUUGUGCCCGAGCCUCGUACAGAAGUCUCAAGACCUGCUAUUUCGGCUGUUGUUGCAUCGCAACCUUCGGUGCUGAGUCGACGUAGGGCGUAUAGCUCCAUGGUGCCAUUGACCGGAUGGAGGGCGGGUGAUACGGAUCUCAGCACGGCGCAUGAUGUCGACACCAUUCGACAGCUCCCGCACGUCUUGCUGCUCGAACCUAGAGAUAGUGCGGAGCAUUGCGAGAUCACGCCCACCGUGACGACGUUUCAAGGCCGGGCGAGGGCACACUCUUUCCAGCCCGCAUCGUGGCAAACCGAACGUCGGACUGGGGUGGAUGCGGGACAGAGGCAGGAUGUUUGGCAGGAAGCCAUGCACCAGCUCCAGCAGCGUGUUUCCCAAGACUCGCGGCUCAUCACCCAUCUCCAGAGGAACGAUGAACCUGGGAUUGGCGAUCACCCGGAAGCAGUGGACACGGAGCCUCCAAGGAGCGAGGAGGCAUUCUCACCUCCCGUCGACAGCUCUCCCCUCCCAGGGCUGUUUUACGAGCACUGGGUUGAGCGUACCGAUCUCGGUGUGGAUGGUGAACUUGGUCGACGCGGCUCUGCGCUGCAUCUUGCUCCCGAGGCUCCUGUAGGCGGUACCUCACCAGCAUCAUCCGGCCUGACCAUGCUUGGAUCGGCAUCGAACAGCGAUUCGCCCCUGCAGGCACUUGACAACUGGCCUGUACCUCACUCCCGACCGCCCCCAGUUACCGCGUCGCAAAGCUUUCUAUCCGUAGCAUCGCCGGUGUCAAGACAAGAAGACGCAGCCUCAGUGUGCGAUAUGGUACGCAGUGGAUCGAGCCCUCUCCCCACCGCUUUUGCUCCAAUGGGGGACGUGGAGGGAUGGGGGAUGGCGGGGUGGGCUCAGCUGGCGCAGCGGCUCGAGUCGCCCGGAUCUAUGCGACUGCUAUGUCUCGCGGCGUCAAGCCUCCCUUCUAACCGCCCACCAGUAGAAUCAAGCUUCAGCCCAAAGGCAGGAGGGGAGCCACCUCGCAAGUUGGUCCGGAAGAAGGCAGCCCUGCUUGGCCCGAUUCGGAUCUCCCCAACGCGCAAUGAGGAAGGAGAGGGGAUACAUAGCGAUGGAGAGCAUGCGUGCGAGCAGCCACGGGGCGUGACAAGGAUGAGGAGGUCGCUCAGCAACAUCUUUGACCUUCCCCAGCAGCCACGUAGAAGCGAUACCUGA